AACAUGGCGGAUUCAUCGGCGAAAGAUAAGCAAGAAAGUUUAUUGCCAAACACCGGGCAGUUGCCAUUGAGUUCGAUCAUUCCAGCUAUUGAAGAGGCAAGAAAGUAAAGGCCUCCCUUUGUUCCGUCAGUUGAACUCCCAAAUGUAAUUAGAACUCCACAGGAACUUAUGGUGGAAAGAGGCAUGGAAAAUUGUGCUUUCAAGUCGGUUUUAGCCGGAGUUGUAGGUUAUGGACUUGGUGCUGUCUUUGGUUUGUUCACUGCUGGAAUGGAUUCUUCCAUGCCAAACCCUAUGACUGGGGUCCCUGAUCAGUCAGCCAAAGCCAUUUUACGGGACAUGAAGUCGCGUGCAGUGUCAUAUGGCAAAAAUUUUGGUGUAGUCGGUCUGAUGUUUUCUGGAACAGAAUGCCUAGUUGAAUCUUUUCGUGGAAAGAGUGAUUGGAAAAAUGGCACUCUGUCGGGUGGUAUCACAGGAGGUCUCAUUGGGCUCAGAGCUGGUGGUAAAGCAGCUGUGAUGGGUGCCCUUGGAUUUGCAGCAUUUUCCACAGCUAUUGAUUACUAUCUUAGAUAACAGAGACUUAUAAGGAAUGGAAAGAACAAAGCAGAAUUGCUGUUGAGAUUUCUGAUUUCCUUCAGACUUUUCAUCUAUGAUCAUUGGAGAGGAUUUUGUGAUGAGCUAUACAGAAAGUGUGCUGUAGCUUCUUUUAAAAUGCUUUUGAUAAAGGUACAUAAUUGACUGUGGACUGGAACCAUCAAUCUUUAUGUUAUUGGAGAUUUCUCAUUAUGGGCCUUUCUCGUUCACAGAAGUCUCUGUUAGUUUUGUUCAUAGAGAUAUCAGGACCUCACCUCCAAUAACAGAACUGAUGACCAUGUGUGACUACAGAAAGAAAACAGAAAUGAUGAUGAAAAUAUGUGUGGCUUGCACAACAGCUGGUUUACAGGAUCACUCCUUUUUUUAGUAACAGUCUCAGUAAACAAAGCUGGGAAGCCUCAGUUAAUUCCCAACUUGUUUCCACUUAUUCUGAUAGAGAUCUCUAAAAAUGAUAAAUUCUCAAACAGACAUGCUUUGAAAGAAUAUUUGAAAUUAAAAGAAUCCCUUUAGCUUUUUUUGUGAAAAGCAAAAUAAAGUUGGAUAAUUGUAUAUAAGAGAGGAACAAGAUAUACUUUUUGUCAUUCCCUUUAAUCUUUCCAUUUACUAGUUUCAUUCAUGAACACAUUGGUACCAGUGUUAAUGAAAAUGUAAUUUAUUUCUGGACAUAUUUAAAGUAUAAUAUUACUUGCAAUCUCUUUAAAUUUUAGCCCUCUCUAAACUUAAAUUUAUGACAAAUAUCAAAUUUUCUGGAAAAUUGUAAUUUUUUAAUUGUCUUUGCCAUUUAAAUGGUUUUUAUUCAUUUGAAGAAACUUAAAACCUCUUUCAAAAUACAUGGUGAUCAUAAGUAACUUGAUUAAGUCACAGUGGAAUGGCAAUAUUUCUCAACUCAGGAGAUGACGAAUUUGCUUUGGAGUAUGGGAAGAUUAAAAAAAUCAGUUUUAUAACAUAACCAAAGUAAAGCGCACGCUCUGAUUGGUCAAUUUAGCGUCCCC
Messenger RNA from Stylophora pistillata, 1583 nucleotides. Its product is annotated as mitochondrial import inner membrane translocase subunit Tim22-like. NCBI's taxonomy places the organism in Eukaryota, Metazoa, Cnidaria, Anthozoa, Scleractinia, Pocilloporidae. The record is from RefSeq and is a predicted model, not a curated record. Gene Ontology annotation, cellular component: TIM22 mitochondrial import inner membrane insertion complex. Gene Ontology annotation, molecular function: transmembrane protein transporter activity. Gene Ontology annotation, biological process: protein insertion into mitochondrial inner membrane.